This is a messenger RNA of Nerophis lumbriciformis (worm pipefish), 3233 nucleotides long. RefSeq lists its product as uncharacterized. The record is from RefSeq and is a predicted model, not a curated record. Lineage: Eukaryota; Metazoa; Chordata; Actinopteri; Syngnathiformes; Syngnathidae.
UAAGAGUCCUCAGUGAACAUUUAUUAAGAGACUUCAGUGAACAUCAUCACUUUGUCGCUGGACACAACCACCAGGAAGAAGACAUGGCAAGGACAGAAUCGGUCAUAUUGGCUCUGCUACUUGCAGGAAUAGCAUCAGCAACAAAUACCACUGCAACGGCUGCACCCAACGCCACCGCAACAGCUACAGCCAACACCACCGCGACGGCUUCCCCCAACGCCACCGCGACGACUGCCCCCAACGCCACCGUGACGACUGCCCCCAACGCCACCGUGACGACUGCCCCCAACGCCACCGCGACGACUGCCCCCAACGCCACCGCGACGACUGCCCCCAACUCCACCGCGACGACUGCCCCCAACGCCACCGUGACGACUGCCCCCAACGCCACCGUGACGACUGCCCCCAACGCCACCGCGACGACUGCCCCCAACGCCACCGUGACGGCUGCACCCAACACCACCGUGACGGCUGCACCCAACGGCACCGCGACGGCUGCCCCCAACGGCACCGUGACGGCUUCCCCCAAUGCCACCACAACGGCUGCCCCCAAUGCCACCGCCACAGCUGCCCCCAACACCACCGCGACGGCUUCCCCCAACGCCACCGUGACGGCUGCACCCAACGGCACCGCGACGGCUGCCCCCAACGGCACCGCGACGGCUGCACCCAACGGCACCGCGACGGCUGCCCCCAACGGCACCGCGACGGCUGCACCCAAUGCCACCGCGACUGCUGCCCCCAACGGCACCGCGACUGCUGCCCCCAACGGCACCGCGACGGCUGCCCCCAAUGCCACCACAACGGCUCCACCCAACGCCACCGCGACUGCUGCCCCCAACGGCACCGCGACGGCUGCACCCAACGCCACCGCGACGGCUGCAGCCAACGCCACCGCGACGGCUCCCCCCAACGCCACCGCAACGGCUGCACCCAACGCCACGGCGACGGCUGCACCCAACGCCACCACGACAGCUGCAGCCAACGCCACCGCGACGGCUCCCCCCAACGCCACCGCAACGGCUGCACCCAACGCUACCGCAACGGCUGCAUCCAACGCCACCGCGACGGCUUCACCCAACGGCACCGCGACUGCUGCCCCCAACGGCACCGCGACGGCUGCACCCAAUGCCUCCGCGACGGUUGCCCCCAACGCCACCACCACGGCUGCCCCCAAUGCCACCGCGACGGCUGCACCCAAUGCCACCGCGACUGCUGCACCCAAUUCCACCGCGACGGCUGCCCCCAACGCCACCGCGACUGCUGCACCCAACGCCACCACGACUGCUGCACCCAACGCCACCGUGACGGCUUCCCCCAACUCCACCGCGACGGCUUCCCCCAACGCCACCGUGACGGCUGCACCCAACAGCACCGCGACGGCUGCACCCAAUGCCACCGCGACUGCUUCCCCCAACGGCACCGCGACGGCUGCACCCAAUGCCACCACAACGGCUUCCCCCAACGCUACCGCGACUGCUGCACCCAACACCACCACGACGGCUUCCCCCAACUCCACCGCGACUGCUGCCCCCAACGCCACCGCAACUGCUUCUCCCAACGCCACCGCGACUGCAGCCCCCAACACCACCGCGACGGCUGCCCCCAACGCCACCGCGACUGCUUCCCCCAACUCGACCGCAACUGCUGCCCCCAACGCCACCGCAACUGCAUCCCCCAACGCCACUGCGACUGCUUCCCCCAACGCCACCGCGACUGCUUCUCCCAACGCCACCGCGACAGCAGCCACCGCGACUACAGCCCCCAACGCCACCGCGACUGCAGCCCCCAACGCCACCGCAACGGCUGCACCCAACGCCACCGCAACAGUUUCCCCCAACUCCACCGCAACGUCUGCACCCAACGCCACCGCGACAGCUGCACCCAACGCCACCGUGACUGCUGCACCCAACGCCACCGUGACGUCUUCACCCAACGCCACCGCGACGGCUUCCCCCAAUGCCACCGCCACUGCAGCCCCCAACGCCACCACAACUGCAGCCCCCAAUGCCACCGCGACGGCUGCACUCAACGCCACCACGACGGCUGCACUCAACGCCAACGAGACAGCCGCACCCAACGCCACCGCGACGGCUGCACCCAACGCCACUGUGACUGCUGCACCCAACGCCACCGUGACGUCUGCACCCAACGCCAACGCGACAGCUGCACCCAACGCCACCGUGACUACUGCACCCAACAGCACCACGACGGCUUCCCCCAACCCCACCGCGACGGCUGCACCCAAUGCCACCGAAAUGGCUGCACCCGAUGCCACCGCAACGGCGGCGCCCACCGCCACUGCAAUGGCGGCACCGUUCUCUUAUCUGUCUCUCAUAUGUUCACUUAUCUUCACGUAUUUCUUUCUGUGGGUUAAGUAGCUUCUUACCCAGUUCAAGACCAACUGACUGAUGCCAUACCUUUCUAACUUAUUAAGAUAUAAUGAUUGUGUCAAAUGCUUUUGUUGGAUCCAUAAACAAACACUGCAGCUGCACAUUGUUUGCUCUCUAUUGCGUUGGUCAUUUCCUCAGUUAUUACCAUGGACGUUGAGAUGAUGGCUCUGUAUCUCUAUUGCUUGUCCGCGAGUGUUCCACUGUUAUUUAGGAAUUGGUCCAAUCUGUUGUUAAACAAUGUUUCCAAUAUUUUAGAAAGUUGUGGAAGUAGGGAAACACGUCUGUAGUUUGUAAACUGUUGUUUGUUUCCAGUCUUAUAAAGCAGUCCAACUUUUGCAGUACUCAUUUAGUCUGGGAAUUGAUCUGUUUGAAACGGUUUUGUUGCUGAUAUAUGUUCAAGGUUCUGAAAUCUCUUUAAUAACCAUUUUUUAUUGUUUCCAUAUCAAUUCUUUUACAAUCAUUUGAGGUCUUCCAUUUACAUUUCUACACAAUGUUGGUGAAGUCCUCCUCUGUCACACCCUUGGGGAACAAUUCAAGAAGUUAGAGCUAUGGGAACCCCCGACGGGAUGUGGUCCAAAGGUUCUGGAAGACAUGCGAGCAUAUGGUCAAGGACCAAUGGAUGAUCAGUUGCAAAGUCUCACCUGUGCCUCUACAAAGACGUUUUACUUGACAGCGGACAUGUUUUUCCAACAAUUGGCAGAAAUUUUACAAGCGUGUUGACUUAUCUUGAACCCGUGCUUAAUGAAGUGGGACGCACAGAGAGAAGGUAGCGAGGUGUUUCACUACUUGUGCUAUCCACCUCGAUUGUCUACCCAACAUAGAUACUGACUUGAUUCUGAU